This is a messenger RNA of Prorocentrum cordatum, 3402 nucleotides long. Lineage: Eukaryota; Dinophyceae; Prorocentrales; Prorocentraceae. The record is from the annotation of a GenBank genome assembly.
AUGCUCCUCGCACUCGCCCGCGUCGUGACGACCACAGUGGUGCUGCGCCCCGGGAGCUACGACAAGCAGCGCAGCGGCGACGGGCCCACGUGGGACUUUCUCUCCCACCUGACGGGCAUGGUGGGCUCCGCAAUCCUUUCCGGAAGCGCGUCGUGCAAGGAGGCCAUGGGGCGUUUCCUUCCGGCUUCCAUCAAGGACGCGCUCGCGGUGAUUUUCCUGGCAGCCAAGCAGGACGCGGCGAAGGGGCAGUCGCCAGACGCCCCGGAGAACGCAGCGGGACAGCGGCGCCGCGAGGGUCUGGCUGGCGACGCCGCCAGGCAGCAGGACGCCGCCCGGCGCGCCGUCCGGGGCGUCGCGCGCCUCAAGGUCAACGGCGCAGAGUUCGACUCGCAGGCGCAGGCGCUGCAGUCCACGAGCGACAAGACGUACGACGGGGAGCCGGUUGCCCAGUGGCGCUCGAACCCGCUGAUUCCUCAGGUGCCCCCCGUGGAGUUGGAUAGCGUCGUGGCUGUGCCGUUGGAGGAGUCGCCCGGCGACGUCGCGGCGGCCGCGGGCCCCGCCGAUGCCGCGGCGGCCGGGGCGCAGGAUCUGGAGGGCAACGAUGUGCAGGCGUGCAAGGAGUCCCGGUACGUGAGCGCGUUCAGGGAGGAGGACACCCCGGCCCCGGCCGCCUCGGCUGGGGCUCUGGAGGUGACGGCACUUAUCAAGCCGCUGGAGGAACUGGACGCGACCGCGCGCCGCUCCGUGGCCAAGGCCGCCAUGUCGAACCUCGAGCUGCCGCGCGGCACUGCGCCCCUGCUGUCGCUGUUCGAGUGGGAGGUGCGGGCGCAGGCGCGCCCGAGCCUGUGGCGCUGCGGCGACGCCGGCCACCUGGGCCCGAAACGAACGGGGACCCACCCGCAGUUACUCGCGCACGAAUGGAUCACGUGCCUGUGCAUGCGCGAGGAGAUGGAGUGCAUUCUGGACACCGACGAAGAGAAGCCGCACCGCGUGCGGGAGAACGACGACGACCCCGAGGUCAACCGGUUCGCGGCCGAUUGGGUGUCGCUGCGCAUGUUCGCCACGCUGCACUUCUUGACGGAGCGCCGCCAGUCCGCCUUCGCUUUCCUGAAAAACGGAGGCAUGAAGUGGGCCGAGAAAGUGCGGCACCUCACCCCGGAUGCCCUGGCUGCGGCCGCCCGCGUUCACGCGGGCGGCGGCGGCGUGGCGGCUCUGGCAAGCAACGCCGACGUACCCAACGUGGUACGGGACGCCCUGAACAUCAUGCAGAUGGCCGUCGCGGACGUCGUCGGCACCGACGGACAUCGGCGCCUCUGCCGCCACGAGGGGGUUGCCUACAUGGCGUUCUGUGGGUGCCCCUUGAUCUUCGCCACCCCGAACAUAGCGGACAAGAAGCAGCCGCUGUCCGUCAGGGUGGAGGGCCAGGAGAUCCCGCUCGACGACCGGGGCAUUCCAGGCCUGCGCAGCGACGUCACCCCAAAGUACCGAGACAUGCUGCGGCGCGUCGCCCAGGACCCGGUCGGCCAGACCGUAUGUUUCGAGCUCAUCAUGCGCCUCUUCUUCGCCCGCGUCCUCGGCGUCCGCCCCGAGUGCGUGGGCGGCCGCUGGCGCGGCGUUCCUCCCAGGAAACGCUGCUCCUGGGAUUUGUGCACCGACGGCGUGGCGCGCCUGGGCAAGUGGAUGAAAGCGUGCGUCGUGGCCGUGGAGAGCACUUGCCAGAGCUCCGUGGAGGUGUUGCCGCGGCGUUUCGGGCGCGCGGGCCAGCGCCUGGACCCGCUGCCGUUCUCUGUCAUCGAACGAGACCAGUCGCGCUUCGACGGGGGCAGCGAGCUGGGCGCGCUCCGCGAAGAGAAGCAGGCGGGCGCGGAGCUGGCUGAGGACCAGGAGACCUUCCUGGAGACCGAGGACCGGGGCUCCUGGCUCCGGCCCGAUCUGCCGUUGCGGGGCGCCACAGGCCGCGAGCUGGCGCCGGGGGAGAAGGCGCCGCCGCGGGCGUCUCCAUACGGCAUGCCCAUCGAUGCUUUUGCCGUGGGGGCAUGCCCCGCGUGCCGGCGGCGCGGCCUCGCGCGGCAAGACGCCGGCGCGGGCGAGCCAGCGGCCCGCGGGGUUGUCCCGACGGUCUGCUCGGACGCGCCCGUGGCUCAGUCGCGGCAGCCAGGAGUCGGCCUGGCGACGCUCGCCGCCGGAACGGAAGAGAGUCCUGAGGUCUGGGAGCGCCUCUUCUCGAAGGACGUCCGGGAGCUCGCCGAAGAGACGAUGGCGCGCGUGCGCGGGGAGAGCUGCUGCAGGUACUCGGGCGACAAGACCGCGAAGAUCUGCCGCCGCGGCUUCCACUGCAUCGUCGCGCUCGCGGAUUGGCGCAGGCGCAGGCAAGGGGGGCCUCUGCGGAACGCCAUGUUUGCGGUGCGGUCCUCGGCGCGCGGCAUGCAGGGUCGUCUGUUGCACUUCCAACCCCGCCCGUCUGAGUGUAUUACCAACUGCGCCGGCGCCGCGGCGGGGCGCUUCAACCUGGGCGCGCAGGGCCUCCGACGAGUCAGCGACCCCAAAGCUUGGUUGGACGUGGGCGAGGUGUUCCCGCGCGUCGGCUCGCAACCCAAGCCGGGGCACAUGGGCGUAUGCGAGCUGGGCGGUGCCGACGCAUGCGUGAGCCGCCCGGAGGCCCCAGGGUGGCCGCUCUCGUGGACGGACGACUGUUCGCCGGAGGAGUGGCGGGACAUUUUGCGGCAGUGCCUGACGGAGGACGCGGAGAGCGAGGGCGCGGAGGACGCGGGCGCCGCGAUUGCCUCCGCAGACCAGCUGGAACUGGGCGCCCAGGCCGCGCUCAGCGACGGCCUGAACACGGGCUUCUACAUCAACUCCUACACGACGAACCAGCGCCCCAGCAUGGAGGGCGUCCUCGUGGAGAUGCGGCGCGGCCUGGAGCGGCUGCAGGCGCAGCGACAGGCGCAGCAGGACAAUAUGAAGCUGGAGCUGCCGCAGCGCGGAGAGGACCCCGAGAAGAGUAUGUCCGCCGCCGACUGGAGAACGCUGGAUCUCGCGAAGAAUCUGUCCGCGUCGUACCGCCGAUGCUACUGGAAGAGCGGGCCAGAGAUGCUGUUCCCGAUCUUUCAUGGCCACCUCGCCUACGCGUCCCACUGCUGCUGGACGGUCUCCAUCAAGAAAGGCGUCUUCUCGGCGGCGGAGGCGUGGCGACGCGAGCGCGGGCGCUCUCUCCGACGCAAGACCGCGCAGGACGGGGGUCGCGCCCUGGUGCAGUGCCUCGGGCGCGGCGUCGACCCGUGCACGCUCGAGGGGCGGCGCGAGGAAAAGGAGAGCGGCGGGCAGGCGGUGCGCGUGAGUCCGGAAGGCCGGCGCUUCCCCGACACCCUGGCGGCCGACGAGCACGACGUCGCGACCAAGGCG